This is a messenger RNA of Drosophila grimshawi, 1520 nucleotides long. RefSeq names its product tRNA-specific adenosine deaminase 1 (gene Adat1). The transcript has 3 exons. Lineage: Eukaryota; Metazoa; Arthropoda; Insecta; Diptera; Drosophilidae. Gene Ontology annotation, molecular function: adenosine deaminase activity; RNA binding. Bases 45 to 1295 code for a protein of 416 amino acids. The record is from RefSeq and is a predicted model, not a curated record. Gene Ontology annotation, biological process: RNA processing.
AUUAUCACUAAACAGUAAUACGCUUUUAAUCGCAAUUGUUAUUAAUGCAUUCUGAAUUUAAUAAAGAAUUAACCGUGCAGCAAAUAGCGGAGCUAUGCUAUGGCAAAUUUCGCGAUUUACCAAAAACUGGCAAGCCCACAAACAAUCAGUGGACAGUUCUAGCCGGUAUAGUACAAUAUGACGUACGAUCAAAAUGCGGUAAAGUAGUUUCACUUGCCACUGGAACGAGAUGCAUUGGCAGUAGUAAACUAUGUGCCAGAGGCUUUAUAUUGAACGAUUGCCAUGCUGAGGUGCUUGCAAGACGCGGCUUCCUGCGCUAUUUGAACAAUGAAAUAAUGAAAGCAGCCAUGUGCCUAGUGGGGAAAACAGAGGAGUCGAUCUUUAGCUGGCAAACAGCGGAAAGAUGCUUUACGCUCAACGAAAAUCUGGUAUUCCAUUUCCUUAGCACGCAAACACCAUGCGGAGAUGCUUGCAUUUUGGACGAGAGCAAUAUCGACAUUGACUUUGCCACGCUGCCGGCUAAGCGAAAGCGAUUGGAUAAUGAUGCAUGCGAAGAGGUUUUCACUGGCGCUAAAUUAAUAAGCAGCAACGUGAGCAACGUAGAUCAAUGCGAUGCUAUGCUGCAAACACCAGCAGCGUUGCGCACCAAACCGGGACGCGGCGAGCGCACACUGUCCAUGUCCUGCAGCGACAAGCUGUCGCGUUGGAAUGUUCUCGGUGUCCAGGGUGCACUGCUUGACAUGCUGCUCAACAAGCCCAUUUAUUUUACUAGUUUCAACUUUUGCUGUGCCGAUGCGCACCUUAAAAGUCUACAGCGCGCACUUUAUCAACGCUGGAACGGUAGAAGCUGCAAAGCAAGCCGAUAUCAAGCGCAGGUGCCUCACAUACGCAUUGAUAACACGUUAACCUUUGAGCACAGACAACGGGCCGACUGGCACCCAGCGCCAAAUAGUCUGAUUUGGGUUCUGCUUCCCGAGUCACUUAGACCCUAUGAGGUUGCAGUGAAUGGCAAACGGCAAGGCGUCACCAAAAAGAAGCUCGACACUCCACAAGCAGCGCUCGAUGUGAGUAAAUAUAAGCUGCUACUCAACUUUCUUAACUUGCUGAACGGUUGCGCCGAGCUGCGUCAAAAGCUAUGCUUACAAUUAAGUGAUGUACAGAAUUUAAGCUAUGCUCAGUGCAAAGCUCUCGCAAAAGAUUAUCAACUGGUCUGGCAGCAAUUGAAAUGUGAUUACUUUCAACAAUGGACUUGCAAGCCAAAGGAGUUACUGGAUUUCAGCAAACAGGCUGCGUAGCACGGACGGAACAUAACAUGCCAUAGUUCCUAUUUUGAUCCAUGUGAAUGUAUGUAAUCAAUGCUUGGAAAAGUGAUUUAUGGUUCUUGACACACUUAUACAGAGAUUAUUUUAUAUUUAUUUUUUCAUCUACAUACGUUGAACAAGUGAUAUGAAUGAAUAUGAGUAUUUAAUUAUAUGCAUUGGAAGCUCGUUAAAUAAACUUAUUAAAAGCUGAUUAACAAA